AGUAUUAUAAGUUUUAUGUCGCCGGAGAAGCGUAAAAAGCUUUGCCCUUUUCUCAUUACCCACGCGCAAACAUCCCUCAUACCAGAGCCACUUUCAUACAUAGCUCAAGACGUAGUAAAAACCAUGGUCUCCAAAGGCCACGAUUUGGGCAAAGACGCUCUGAUCAUUCCCCAAUAAAAUAUGAAAAGAUUGCAAUAAAAAGCUUUAAUCACCUCUCCUCAGAAACCAGUGUUUCUAUGCACCAGAUUUUUUUACCAAGUCCCCUUCUGCACCAUGCAUCUAUUCUCUAAAUCCCAACGAUUCCCCCUUCAAAAAAAAUUCCGACACCCCAAAACCAAUCACCGCAGGAAAAACGCAGAUGAACCCAAAAAAACCAGACUCAAAACCCCUUUUCUCACUCAUGUCAAAACCCUAGACCCCAAAUCAGCAGUACACUCAUUUCAUGAAUGGGAGCACCAUGGCUAUACACAUUCCUACUCUUCAUACGCAACACUUCUAUACAAACUAGCUCGGGAACACCAAUUCAGUUCUGUACACCACAUACUCAACCUCCUAAAAACCAGAAACAUCCCAUGCAAUGAGUGCCUCUUUGUUGGCAUCAUCCAACACUUAGCCAAAGCUCACCUCUUUGAAGAAGCAUCCCAACUCUUUGACCAGAUUCCUUCCUUUAAUUGCAAUCCAACGCCUAAGUCACUGAAUGCACUACUGAACUCCUUUAUAGAUUCAGACCAAUUUCCAGAUGCCGAGAGAAUUUUUCGGCAACCCCAUGGCCCCAAUUUCCGGCCAAAUGCAGUGACCUAUAAUGUUAUGAUCAAGGGCUUGCUGAUAUCAGGUGACUGGUUUGGGGCUCGCAAGUUAUUCGAUGAAAUGAUUGACAGAAAGAUCAAGCCGAAUGCCAUAACUUUCAAUAUUUUGAUUUCAUAUCUCUGCAAAAAGGGUGAAUUGGAGCAGGCUGAGAUGGUUUUUGAGGAAAUAGUAAAGAAUGGUGAGGCCCCAAAUGCCACAACUUAUGCUAUGUUGAUGGAAGGGUUAUGUAUAGAUGGGAAACAUCAUGAGGCUAGGAAGGUGAUGUAUGAUAUGGAGUACAGAGGGUGCAAGCCUGGGGUUGUGCAUUAUGCGAUUUUGAUGAAGGAUUUGGGGAAGAGGAGGAGGCUUGGAGAGGCCAUGGACAUAUUAGAGGAGAUGAGGAAAAGGCAUUGUAAGCCUGAUGUUGUUUGCUACAACACUUUGAUCAAUUUUUGUUGCAAAGAAGGGAAGGCCAAAGAGGCUUAUGAGAUAAUGGCUGGUAUGAAAUUAGAGAGGUGCAAGCCCAAUGCUGCUACUUAUAGGAUGGCGGCUGAUGGAUUGUGCAUGAUUCGAGAGUUUGAGAAGGCGUGGGGGGUUUUGCGUGCAAUGUGGCGUGACGGCCACACCCCGCUUGUGCAUACCUGUGAUAACCUGGUUUGUGGGCUAUGUGAAGAGGGAAGAGCCAUGGAUGCAAGCUUGGUUAUGGAGGAGAUAUCAGAGAGGAAGAUGCAGGUGACUGCUAGUACUUGGAAUGUUUUGUUGGUUAGUUGUGGUGGUGUUUCUCUUGGAAAUGUUGAUGAAGAAGUUGUGGCCCUCAUAGAUGAGUUGGUGCAAUGUGAGAGUAGUGUUAAAAGUUGAGCUUAGCUCAUUGUGGAUUAUCUACAACCCACGGCUUGU
This is a messenger RNA of Amborella trichopoda, 1683 nucleotides long. The record is from RefSeq and is a predicted model, not a curated record. NCBI's taxonomy places the organism in Eukaryota, Viridiplantae, Streptophyta, Magnoliopsida, Amborellales, Amborellaceae.